AUGUCUCGUCGUCUACUCCUCAUCAACGGUCCCAAUCUCAAUCUUUUGGGCACAAGAGAGCCUCAACUCUACGGCUCGACAACCCUCAAAGAUGUCGAAAACGAUGCAGCAGCACAAGCAUCAAACCUCUCAGCCACUCUACAAUCCUUCCAAGCCAAUUCGGAGGGCGCGAUAGUGGACCGCAUUCACGAAGCGAGAGGCAAUGUCGAUGCGAUUAUCAUUAACGCGGGCGCGUACACACAUACCAGCGUCGCCAUACGAGAUGCACUCGUUGGAGUCGAUAUUCCGUUUGUGGAGGUUCAUAUUACGAAUGUUCAUGCUAGAGAGGCUUUUAGACAUCAUAGUUAUCUGUGUGAUAAGGCGGAGGCAGUUAUUUGUGGAUUGGGAGUUUUUGGGUAUACUGCUGCUAUUGAGUAUGCUGUUAAGCAUUUGAAGUUGAGGACGAAGCUGUAA
This is a messenger RNA of Fusarium coffeatum, 453 nucleotides long. RefSeq lists its product as uncharacterized. NCBI's taxonomy places the organism in Eukaryota, Fungi, Ascomycota, Sordariomycetes, Hypocreales, Nectriaceae. The transcript has a single exon. Bases 1 to 453 code for a protein of 150 amino acids. Gene Ontology annotation, biological process: quinate catabolic process. Gene Ontology annotation, molecular function: 3-dehydroquinate dehydratase activity. The record is from RefSeq and is a predicted model, not a curated record.